Molecule: messenger RNA, 469 nt
Organism: Owenia fusiformis
Lineage: Eukaryota; Metazoa; Annelida; Polychaeta; Sabellida; Oweniidae
Source: the annotation of a GenBank genome assembly
AAUACAAAUAUAUGACUUUGCUGACGUCAUGGAACACAUGACCUUGCGUAGUUUUACUGUUGAAGAGGGAAGUCGACCAUCCGCAAAGAAAAUAGCAGUAGCCAUUUUAGAUUCUGCUUUUCCUGACGAGGAGAGGGUGAGAAUUGCGGCCGACCAAGCCAAAGAAAAAGAUAUAGAAAUAUUUGUUGUUGGUGUUGGUGCUGGCGCUUCCUACAGGGAGCUGACCAUCGUUGCAAGCUCACCGUUUGAAGAUCACAUCUUUGAAGUUGAAUCAUACGAUGACCUACCAAAGGUGACUGACAAAGUGAAACUCAAUGUAUGCAAAGAUCUAUGAUCGGCUCAGUCUUUCUGUGCACAAAAUGAAGACCUAAAACAACAUGAUACAUCUGAGAUACUUAACACAGCUAGCUGCAAUAGUAGUUUUGAAUUUGAUAAAUUGAGUAUAUAAUAAAACAUAAGUGUGAAAAAA